Messenger RNA from Artibeus jamaicensis (Jamaican fruit-eating bat), 2999 nucleotides. RefSeq names its product AGBL carboxypeptidase 2 (gene AGBL2). Gene Ontology annotation, biological process: proteolysis. NCBI's taxonomy places the organism in Eukaryota, Metazoa, Chordata, Mammalia, Chiroptera, Phyllostomidae. The transcript is spliced from 18 exons. The record is from RefSeq and is a predicted model, not a curated record. Bases 190 to 2664 code for a protein of 824 amino acids. Gene Ontology annotation, molecular function: zinc ion binding; metallocarboxypeptidase activity.
UACGCGGGCCCCAGCAGCAGGCGGAGGGGAGAAGGAAGCCUGCAGCCUGUAAACGACGGGUGCCUCGGGAGGAAAAGGCUGGAACAACGGUCGCCCUCCCUAAUUCCUCAGCUGCCCUUUUGGAACUCGGGCAGUGGCUGUGACUGGAUGCCUAGGUGACUGAUCUUCGGUGUGCCAUACAGCAGUAACAUGUUCCCAGCGCUGGAAACAGACCUAAAGCAGGAGACUCAUCCUGAUCCUUAUGAAGACUUUAUGUACCGCCACCUCCAGUACUAUGGCUACUAUAAAGGGCCUCCCCGUCUCUCUUCCUCAGCUGUGCACAGACAGACAGAAGCUGUGAGCAGAGAUUCUUUUGUGCUGAGUUCACCGCUUUUGAAGAGGAGACAGCUGCUUCACGAGGAGUUUGGUGAAGCAAACCCGCGUCUUCGUCUUCGAGAGCCCCGAGAUCUCUUUGCCUUUUUCUCCGGCAGCGAGCCAAUGCAGGCCCCCAGAUGGCCCGUAGAGUGUGAGGUCAUCAAGGAGAACAUCCAUCACAUUGAGAGAGUUCCACCUCAACCAGAAUAUUUUUAUCAACCUACAGGAAACGAAAAGGUGCCAGAAAUUGUAGGAGAGGAAAAAGGCACAGUUGUCUACCAAUUAGAUUCAGUGCCCACCAAAGGCUCCUAUUUCACCAGUUCCAGGGUGGGAGGCAAGCGAGGAACUAUCAGGGAACCCGCUGUCACGCUGCAGGGACCAGAAGAUAACACGCUCCUGUUUGAAUCCAGGUUCGAGAGUGGGAAUCUGCAAAAAGCUGUCAGAGUAGACACCUACGAGUAUGAGCUGACCUUGCGAACUGACCUCUACACAAACAAACACACUCAGUGGUUUUAUUUUCGAGUUCAGAACACCAGGAAAGAUGCCACCUAUCGCUUCACCAUUGUCAACUUGCUGAAACCCAAGAGCCUUUACGCAGUAGGGAUGAAGCCGCUCAUGUACUCCCAGUUGGAUGCCAGCACCCACAACAUUGGCUGGAGAAGAGAAGGAAGUGAAAUCAGGUACUACAAGAACAACACGGAUGACGGGCAGCAGCCCUUCUACUGUCUGACGUGGACCAUUCAGUUUCCGCACGACCAGGACACUUGCUUCUUUGCACACUUCUACCCAUAUACGUACACUGAUUUGCAGUACUACCUCCUGUCGGUGGUAAACAACCCCCUCCAGUCUCGGUUCUGCAAACUUCGGACUUUAUGCAGGAGUCUAGCAGGAAAUACCGUCUACCUGCUCACCAUCACCAACCCAUCCCGGACCCCUCAAGAGGCUGCUGCAAAGAAAGGUGUGGUCUUGAGCGCCAGGGCCCACCCUGGGGAGAGCAAUGGCUCCUGGGUCAUGAAAGGGUUUUUGGACUUCAUUCUUGGCAACUCCCCAGAUGCUGAGCUCCUCAGAGAUAUCUUUGUCUUCAAAGUGGUCCCCAUGUUGAACCCAGAUGGGGUGAUUGUGGGGAAUUACCGGUGUUCGUUGGCUGGAAGGGACCUGAACAGGCAUUAUAAAACCAUUCUGAAGGAGUCUUUCCCUUGUGUCUGGUACACCAGGAACAUGAUCAAGAGACUUCUUGAAGAAAGGGAGGUUCUCUUGUACUGCGAUUUCCACGGCCACAGCCGUAAGAAUAAUAUCUUCCUGUAUGGCUGUAACAACAGCGACCGCAAGCACUGGCUUCAUGAGCGAGUCUUCCCUUUAAUGUUAAGCAAAAACGCACCAGAAAAGUUCUCUUUUCAUAGUUGUAAUUUUAAGGUCCAAAAGUGCAAAGAAGGAACGGGACGCGUUGUGAUGUGGCGGAUGGGAAUCCUGAACAGCUACACCGUGGAGUCUACCUUUGGCGGGUCCACCCUGGGCAAUAAAAGAGACACUCAUUUUACCACUGAGGAUCUGAAGUCCCUGGGCUAUCAUGUCUGUGACACCCUUCUGGAUUUCUGUGAUCCUGACCGAGCCAAGUUCAUGCAGUGUCUAGCAGAGCUAAAGGAGCUCUUACAACAGGAAAUCCAUAAGAAAUUCAAUGAACUUGGACAAGAUGUGGAUUUAGGAGAAAGUUGGAAUGACAUCUCUUUGUCUGACAUUGAAUCCAGCACCAGUGGUUCUGACAGUUCCCUCUCCGACGGCCUCCCUGUUCACCUCCUGAACAUAGCAGAUGAGUUGAACCAGAAGAAGAGGGUGGAUAAGAAGAAAAAAAAGAAGCCACCUCAGACAAGGAAACAGCGAAAUGAACAGUAUCAGAAAAACAAUGUGAUACGGGAGUUCAAGUCCACAGAAGAUGCCCUGGAGAAGGCAGGAUUUGCUUCUACAGCGCAGAAGCGGUCUACCUUUCCCAGAGAUUCAGAGCGUGCCGGCUCUUCAACAAUCCAAAAUGAAAAACCAAGGCUGAGUGAGUCACAGUUAAAUCGAAAAGACAAAGGCCUCUCCCUGGACCCAUCAGAAGCGACAGCCUUGGUUCUGACUAAGAAUAAAGAAAGAAUGCAGAGAGAAAAGCCAGGACAGACAGUGUCCUGCUCUCCGAAGAGAAGCCCAAACUCCGGCCGAGAGCCCGCCCCAGAUGCAACGUCCAAGUGGCUCCGGAACAGGUUUCUUGCCACAAAGAGAGGCCGGGCGGCGAUGGUGGUGUACCCGUCCCUGCACGUGUGCACGUACCCGUAGGCACCUGGGCCGUGCCCCCGGUGCUGCCUCGGCACGUGUGGGUUCGACACGUUUGUGAUGAGGGGAGUGGUGUGGCGGGCAGGCGCUCUCAUCAUGGUGUGCUGUGUGGUGUGUUCGUGCACACCGACCUUCCACCACGCACUCACGCGCGUGCAAGCCUUCAAGACGCGUGCCUCGGGCAUUAAAUUAUUUUUCACAAAAUGGAGUUUCAUGAAAAUGAAUAAAAAACCUUUGUCAGAAGUUGAAUGUGUGCUUAUGGAACUGCAUAGCACAGAUAUACCUCAUUUUAGCUAAUAGAUAUUCUCUCUAAAAUUAUGUGAAAAUCAAUUUUAAAA